AUGGCCCUCAAGCUUCCGGAUUUUGCAGAGGAGACAGAUAAGUGGCAAGCGUGUCUCGUUAAGAUUGACGCGUAUUUCGAAGCAAACGAAGUUACGGACGACGCUAAGAAAAGGGCCUUGUUGGUGGCAGCGUUAGGAUCGAGGACCGUUGAAAUCCUUUGCGGCAGAAUCGCACCGCGAAAACCAAGCUCGCUGAGCUAUGAAGAAGUUGUUUCAACGUUGAACGAGUACUAUGAUCCGUCCCCUAACGAGAUAUCUGAAAGCUUCAAGUUCUUUCACAGAAACCAACAAGAAGGGGAGUCCGUGCAGGCGUUUAUCGUCGAGAUUCGCAAGCUAGCUCAUAACUGCAACUUCUCUUCGAUGUUGGAGCGAAUGCUGAGGGACCGCAUCGUGUGUGGAGUGCGCUCGAAAAACCUGCAGAAACAGCUAUUAGCCAAAAAGGACUUGAGCUGGCAGAAGCGGAAGCACUUGCUCUAG
Messenger RNA from Rhipicephalus sanguineus (brown dog tick), 477 nucleotides. RefSeq lists its product as uncharacterized. The record is from RefSeq and is a predicted model, not a curated record. Bases 1 to 477 code for a protein of 158 amino acids. NCBI's taxonomy places the organism in Eukaryota, Metazoa, Arthropoda, Arachnida, Ixodida, Ixodidae. The transcript has a single exon.